AUGUACGCCAAGACUCUUGCCCUCUUCUCGGUUAUGGCCGCCACCGGUCUCGCCGCCCCCGCCCCCAUGUCGCCUCGCAACGAUGUCCAGUACCAGGCCACCUGGUACGAUGUCGGCGCCAACGCCUGUGAGGGUACCAACGACAACCCCAGCGACUACCUCGUCGCCAUGAACGUCGCGCAGUUCGACGGCUCGUGCGCCAAGUGGAACGGCAAGACCGCCACUGCCCAGGUCGUCGACGAGUGCCCCUCGUGCGCCUACGGCUCGCUCGACAUGUCCAAGACCCUCUUCCAGGCCCUUGCGUCGGGUGGCCUCGACCAGGGUGUCUUCCAGAUCAGCUGGUCGUACACUGACGGCUCGGGCUCGGGUUCCGGCUCGGGUUCUGCCUCCUCGGCCGCCGCCGACUCGUCUGCCACCGACGCCGCCGCCGCCGUCGACUCGUCUACCGAGACCGCCGCUGCCGCCGCUGAGACGCCCGCCGGCUCGUCGUCGUCGUCGUCGUCGAACUCGAACUCGAACUCCGGCCACCACGGCCACCACCACGGCUGGAACUAA
Messenger RNA from Apiotrichum porosum, 555 nucleotides. RefSeq lists its product as uncharacterized. The transcript has 3 exons. The coding region runs from base 1 to 555 and encodes 184 amino acids. The record is from RefSeq and is a predicted model, not a curated record. NCBI's taxonomy places the organism in Eukaryota, Fungi, Basidiomycota, Tremellomycetes, Trichosporonales, Trichosporonaceae.